AAAAAACCACUGAAUUAUUAGAGUUGCUCUUAUUCUGAUUUGAAUUGGAGUCGAUUAUGGUAUAUAGUCUUAUGGUGACAACUCUAACAGAGAAAGGGGGAAUUUAUGUCUCUACGCUAGUGGCUGAGAAUUUAGAACAGCAAUCAUCCUGGUUUAAGUUUCUAUCUUUCCACUGGCCACACCUAUGCUUGUAGUGACAGGAGAUAGCAAAAGGCACCUAACUCUAUUAAUGGCUUAACUACUUCCUACAAAUUAUUUCGUGUAGUUGCAGAAACCUGAAGUGGAUCUAUAAGUUGGAUUAGCACAGCUUUCUUUCCUUUUGACAAAGCAACGCUAACAUGGGAAGCAGAAGUCUUGAUAGUGGAAAAGCUACUGUAUCUGGUAGGAAGCAUAACAAGUGUAUUAUUCUUCCAGCUAAUGAGAAUAUGGUUGCUGAAGCUCUGGAAAAAAGAAACCAGAACUGGAUGGUUCGCGCCAGAGUUGCAAAUGAUUUGAUCAUACAAGUUGGAGAUUCCAGCUUUCAGUUGCAUAAGCUUGCCAUGGUCUCAAAAAGUGAAUACUUGAAUAGAUUAGUAUUCCAGAGAAGAAGCAAUGGAGCAAAAGAUACCCUCCCCAAGAUUGAAAUAGACAAUUUUCCAGGUGGAUCUGAAAUCUUUGAGUUAGUAGUGAAGUUCUGCUAUGGAUGUAAGGUUGAUCUUACAGCAUCCAACAUUGCUCCAGUACACUGUGCUGCACAUUUCUUGGAAAUGAGUGAUGAUCUUGAACAAGGAAAUCUGAUUUCCAAGACAGAGGCUUUUCUAAGUUUCGUAUUGUUUUCAGCAUGGAAAGACAUAUUUCGGAUUUUGAAAAGCUGUGAAUCAAUCUCUUUGUGGGCGAUGAAGUUGCAAAUCCUGCAACGAUGCUCUGACGCCAUUGCUUGGAAGGCCUGCAUAGACCCCAAAUUAUUUACUCUCAGCGAAGACGAUGCAAUUAGCUUGAAUGUUCUGGAAAAUGAUGCGGAAAACUUGAAACAUAAAGGCAUAGCAGAGAAUUGGUGGUUUGAAGAUGUUUCAUGCCUUCGAAUAGAUCAUUUUGUUGAGGUCAUUAAAUCCAUCAAGAGGAAAGGAGUGAGGUCGGAACUUGUUGGAUCAUGCGUAGCUUAUUGGACAGCAAAAUGGAUUUCUGGACCAGACAAUCUGCCAAAACAUCUAACCCACCAUCUACUGAGGGUUACAACAGAAAGUUUGGUUAGGAUACUUCCUGGGGAGGAAAAUUCAGUUUCUGCCAAUUUUCUGCUUCACCUUCUCAAGUUGGGAAUAAUGAUGAGAAUUAGCAGUGAACUAUUGAAUGAGGUAGAAAAAAGAAUAGCUCUCAAAUUGGAAAACUGUCGGGUUUCUGAUCUGUUGGUCAUGAAUUAUGGCAAUGAUGAUACUGUUUAUGAUGUGGGAACUGUUUCCAUGGUGGUGGAAGCUUAUGCUUCUUCUAUGUUGAACAAUCCAACUCCAAAACUACUUGUUGUCGGAAAGUUGGUAGAUGGGUAUCUCGCACAAGUUUCAUGGGAUGACAAGCUUUCAGUUGAACAAUUCCGGUCACUUGCAGAAGCAUUGCCGAACGAUGCUCGAUACUGCCAUGACAACCUCUAUACCGCCAUAGACACAUACCUAAAGGCACAUCCUAGACUCACAGAAGAAGAAAGAAUAAGUGUGUGCACAGCCAUGGACUACCAUAAACUAUCACAAGAAGGUCUUAAGCACGCAACGAGGAAUGACAGGCUGCCUGUAAAUAUUACAACACGGCUUAUCCUUCUGGAACAAGUAAAUAUGGCAAGAUCAUUGACAUCAGUCGGAUCCAAUUACCAAAGAACAAAGACACAGGCCAUCAUCAGGGUAAAUAGAUGUGUGGAGAAUGAAUGGAUGACAUCCCGGAAUGAGAUAAAAAUAAUGAGAAAAGAGGUUGAGAACAUGAAGAUGCAACUAAGUGAAUUGCAAAUAUAUAUGCAAAAUGCAGAUCCAGAGAAGAGCCAAGGGAUGCCUGAUAUCAAAGAGAAUUUUCGGUUCUGAGCAUUCUGUAGCAUAGAAUUAAUAUCCCAAGAUAUUGCAAAUUUCUUGCAUGUUUCCGAACCUGAACUACCAUAUAAUCUAUGGAGAAUCAAUAUGACAAUAUUGAUACCAUUUUCUUCU
Molecule: messenger RNA, 2159 nt
Organism: Populus trichocarpa (black cottonwood)
Lineage: Eukaryota; Viridiplantae; Streptophyta; Magnoliopsida; Malpighiales; Salicaceae
Product: root phototropism protein 3
Exons: 4
Coding region: 339-2039 (566 amino acids)
Molecular function (GO): protein binding
Source: RefSeq, a predicted model, not a curated record